Molecule: messenger RNA, 1106 nt
Organism: Callithrix jacchus (white-tufted-ear marmoset)
Lineage: Eukaryota; Metazoa; Chordata; Mammalia; Primates; Cebidae
Gene: CXHXorf65
Product: chromosome X CXorf65 homolog
Source: RefSeq, a predicted model, not a curated record
CCUAUAAUCCCAGCACUUUGGGAGGCUGAGGCAGGUGGAUAAUGAGGUCAGGAGAUCGAGACCAGCCUGGCCAACAUGGUGAAACCCUGUUUCUACUAAAAAUACAAAAAUUAGCUGGGAGUGGUAGCGUGUGCUUAUAAUCCCAGCUACACGGGAGGCUGAGGCAGGAGAAUUGCUUGAACCCAGGAGGCAGAGGUUGCAGUGAGCCAAGACUGAGCCACUGCACUCCAGCCUGGGCGACAGAGGGAGAGUCUGUCUGAAAAAAAAAAAAAAAAAAAAAGAGUUAGACUUACAACACUUACCAUAUUGCGCCCACUUUCCAACUAAUAUUUUACAUACCCUACCCAAGUUUUUCUCUCCUUAUCCUUACUCCACUUUUUGACCACACCUGCCACUUUUGACCUCAUAAUCCCUCAACUGCAGCCUCAGGCCCCACCCCUGGGGAUGCUGGUUAUCCACAACUACCAACAGCUCUCUCCUAGCUGCCCAGCCUGGACAUCCUCAGCCUAUGAAACCCAUCUGCCUCUCCAGUCCACCAAUCCUAUAGACCUAUUUGCCCCACGCAAGGCCUCUAGAACACCAUCCUUCUGCAUGACUCAUCAGUGAGGCGAUCUUGAGGGCAUGUUCAUCUACAUCAAACAUGGAGGCACCAUCGAUUUGUGUGAUGAAGCAGGGAUGAUGAAGAUGUUUUUUCAGAUGAAGCCCAACCAUACAGACUAUGCCAGCAAAUACCUUACAGCUCGAAGUACCUACUAUGUUUGUAAGGUGGUGCGUGGGCCACCAGGAACCAGGAUCGAGCCUGCUUACAAAGCUUUUGUGCCUCUCCUCAAGAAUCCGGAGCCCCUGCUGCUUGUUACACUGUGCACACAAUGUGACGCCCUGGAGAGGAGCCGACUUGAGAGGCUUAAAAUGUUAGAAGCCAAGAAGGUCGUUAGAAUUGAACCCUCUGCAAUUACCCCGUCCAAGCUAUCAGGACAAGACAAAAAGAAGUCUGCUCUCAAGUCUAAGCCUCUGACCUCUAAGAAGAAAGUAGUUUUCAGAGAGGAUAAAAGUCGCCCACUCCCUAAACCCACCAAGCAAAACAAGUAAUACAAGGUGUAAAAUUA